AUGGCUCCAUCUUCAUCAUCGUCCUCGUCAAUAUCAGCAACAACAGCAGCGUCCGCAGCAUCAUUUGCCAGCCAGCCGAGUUCUCAUUCAAGACAAUUCACGCACUCUCGGGAUGGAACGCGCCAAGGCAGCAGCAUCACCUCUUCAGAGACAAGUGGCGAUGAUGAUUCAAGAGGCUACCAGUCUGCGCCUCCACAUAUGAGACUCGGAAACCUCACUUUACAAGGGUCCGAGGCCCAGUUGCUGGGCCAAGUAGCACUGACGGAUGCGUGCUUGGAUCUCAUUGAGAAACUGCAAGAGUGGAAGCUAGUCAUGGAUGAGAAGUGGGAGGAGGGUGUGCAUGAUGAGGCGAUAAAUGGAUGCCUGGAUAGGCUGGCCAAGUUGACCGGCUUGCUGCAGUUUGGGGGCAUGACUGGAGACAUUUCAUGGUGA
Messenger RNA from Clonostachys rhizophaga, 432 nucleotides. The record is from the annotation of a GenBank genome assembly. NCBI's taxonomy places the organism in Eukaryota, Fungi, Ascomycota, Sordariomycetes, Hypocreales, Bionectriaceae.